This is a messenger RNA of Hyla sarda, 4924 nucleotides long. It is a transcript of the gene ESR1, whose product is annotated as estrogen receptor 1. Gene Ontology annotation, molecular function: DNA-binding transcription factor activity; nuclear estrogen receptor activity; zinc ion binding. Gene Ontology annotation, biological process: steroid hormone receptor signaling pathway; regulation of DNA-templated transcription. Bases 392 to 2152 code for a protein of 586 amino acids. The record is from RefSeq and is a predicted model, not a curated record. The transcript is spliced from 9 exons. Gene Ontology annotation, cellular component: nucleus. Lineage: Eukaryota; Metazoa; Chordata; Amphibia; Anura; Hylidae.
UCUGAAUGCACUGAUGUUUUCUUCCCUGUGAUCACUUUGGUACAGAACAGAUAUCACAUUAUUAUUUUUUUUGUUUUUGUUUUAUUUUAAUCUAAACCAACUCAUGUUCCUCUCAGACGAUUGUGCCUUCUCAGGCUGGAUCAUACAGAGGAGUUCUCAUUUACUCCCUGUGACAUCAGCCUGUUGCUGUGGGAAUGGCUGGUAUUUCAUAAUGGAUAAUGUACUAGUGCAGAGAAGGAAAAGCAGAGAAAGAAGAAUGCUGAGAUUUCAAAGAAAAAGCUUAUUUUAUGCUGAAAUUAUCAUCCAUUAUCAUUGGUGUCUCUCCAUGUGCUGACUCUAACCUGGCAAGUAGACGGUCAACAGCCAUGCCACGUUCUCGCUGCUAAUAGUUAUGACCAUGCCCCUCCACAGCAAAACCUCUGGAAUAACCUUGUUGCAUCAGAUACAAGCCUCAGAAUUGGAAACAAUAAGCAGACCACCACUGAAGUUACCUUCACUAGAGAGACCCCUCGGUGAAAUGUAUGUGGAGAGCAAUAGGACGGGGAUUUUUAACUACCCAGAGGGCACUUCUUAUGACUUUACUGCUGCUACUGCACCAGUUUACAGUUCUGCCAGCUUAAGCUAUGCAGCCAGUUCUGAAACAUUCGGAUCAAGCAGCCUGGCUGGACUUCAUUCCUUGAACAAUGUGCCACCAAGUCCAGUGGUUUUUCUGCAAACAGCCCCACAGAUAUCACCGUUUAUCCAUCACCAUGGCCAACAGGUACCGUACUACCUGGAGAGUGAACAGAACUCCUUUGGAGUAAGAGAAGCAGCACCACCAACAUACUACAGGUCAGGUGCAGACAACAGACGUCAAAGUGGAAGAGAACGAAUAUCUGCAUCUAAUGAUAAGGGAACGCCACCAAUGGAGUCUAGCAAGGAAACUCGAUAUUGUGCAGUGUGCAGUGACUAUGCAUCUGGGUAUCACUAUGGAGUGUGGUCAUGUGAAGGCUGCAAGGCUUUCUUCAAAAGAAGUAUACAAGGCCAUAAUGACUACAUGUGUCCCGCUACCAAUCAGUGCACCAUCGACAAGAACAGGAGAAAGAGCUGUCAAGCCUGUCGACUCCGCAAGUGCUAUGAAGUGGGGAUGAUGAAAGGGGGUAUCAGGAAAGAUCGCAGAGGAGGACGCAUGGUGAAACACAAACGUCAAAAGGAAGAGCAGGAGCAGAAGGGUGAUGAGAAUACAUCUGAAAUAAGGACAGCAUCUAUUUGGGUGAACCCUACUGUUAAAAGCAUGAAAUUGAGCUCAGUGUUGUCUUUGACAGCCGAACAGCUUAUCAGUGCCUUAAUGGAAGCUGAGCCACCUAUUGUUUAUUCAGAGCAUGACUCUACCAAACCUCUGAGCGAAGCUUCUAUGAUGACAUUGCUCACAAACCUCGCAGAUAAGGAGCUAGUGCACAUGAUUAACUGGGCCAAAAGAGUUCCAGGUUUUGUAGACUUGACACUUCAUGACCAGGUUCAUCUUUUGGAAUGUGCAUGGCUUGAGAUACUUAUGGUUGGUUUAAUCUGGCGCUCAGUGGAACAUCCAGGAAAACUGUCAUUUGCGCCAAAUCUCCUACUAGACAGAAAUCAGGGACGUUGUGUAGAAGGUUUGGUGGAGAUUUUUGAUAUGCUGGUCACCACAGCCACUCGAUUCCGAAUGAUGAGACUACGUGGAGAAGAAUUUAUCUGUUUGAAAUCUAUUAUACUUCUAAAUUCUGGUGUAUAUACAUUUUUGUCUAGUACCUUAGAAUCACUAGAAGACACAGACCAAAUUCAUUUGAUUCUGGAUAAAAUUAUAGACACAUUGGUACAUUUUAUGGCUAAAACUGGACUUUCCCUUCAACAGCAGCAAAGACGAUUGGCUCAGUUACUUCUAAUUCUUUCACAUAUCAGACAUAUGAGCAAUAAGGGAAUGGAACAUCUCUACAGCAUGAAGUGCAAAAAUGUUGUACCUCUCUAUGACUUGCUGCUGGAAAUGCUGGAUGCGCAUCGGAUGCAUACACCGAAAGAAAAAUGUGUAGCUCGAGAGGAAGACAGCCAGAGCCCUUUAACUGCUGCAACCACAACGUCACCAUGCUUACAGACUUACUAUGUAAAUAGAGAGGAAGCAAAUUUGCAGAAUACAGUAUGAGAGUGUUUUCUAUGUUAUUUUUAAUUUUUUUUAUUGUAUGGCCCUUUAGUGGCCAAACAAGAAAUUCCCAGCAGUAAACUACCUAACUAUAGUCAGUGUAUCACAUCAGCUGCAAAAUGCUGCAUAUGUAAACACACUCCGACAUGCAUCGCCUCCAAAUCACUUAUAGUGCAGGUUUUCAUAGUCGCUUGCGUACGUCACAGUCAACAGGAACCUUUGCUUUAAUAGGCUCUACCCAUUAAAAUGAAGGCUUUAUGUAAUUUUUAUAUACUCUUACAUUUAACGCUAUGCAUAAGUUCAUUUCUUCAGCUUGUAUUACUUAGAUUGGGUAGUGUGGUGAUAGCAUGGACAGCGGCUGAUGCAUUCCGCACUCAAUGUAUUACAUAGGUUCACACACACACGUUUUUAUCAAUUAAACAUAUAGCAUUACCAUAUAUCAUUUACAAGACCAUCUUACCUACAGUUAUGUAAGUGUAUCAAGUUUCAGUGUUUCUGUAGAUAUCGAUAGUUCCAUUUUAUGUACUGUUCUACUGUAUAUAGGCCCCAGCAUUCAUUUAAAAUAAUGAUUUAUCUACAUGUGACUAACAAGUUUCCCAACUUGCAAUGAAAAUACAGUAUAUUCAUAAUUAUUCAUAAGAAUACAAAUGGUCCUUAAAAAUACAAUGGGUGCAAUGUUCUUUUUAUACUUGUGGCGUAGUCCUCAAGGGCUAGAAGUCAUCAAUCACCCCCCCCAACAGAGGGUCACCAUGGCUAUGGUCCCAACUACUUUUAUAUGUCCUACAAUUUAUUACAAGGAAUUCUAUGCUUUGUCAUUUUCUUUCUGCUGUUUUUAUAACACUAAACCUAGACAUGUGUGGCCUUAACUGUAAAAGAUAUAUAUCAUUGAACAGGUUUUUGUUUUGCUGCCAAAUGUGUACCUUACCACUGGUUGUGUUCAGCACUAUGCACAGCUCAAAUGUUAUGUACAAAUCAGAAUGUAGUACUAAAAAAUACCAACCCAUGUUGUUAAAUCCACCUCCAUUCAUUAUCAAUUCUGCAAAAGUAUGCCAUGUUUGAUGUUGAACUUUGAGAAACUGAAGAGAAUAAAAGACAAAUGGACUUGCCCAUAUAAUUCCAUGUGUUGACCAAACUGGGAAAAUUGGUCUGUGAAUCAGAUCUAUUUGUUAUCAUACUGGGACGAAAAAAUAUGGCAAGUGACAAAUGUCUUGGCUUCUUGUUUACAUGUGCAUCACCCAGUCUCAAGUUCCAAAGUAUUUAUUAUGGCCUGAUCCAGUUCAGUACACACUGAUGUACAGCUUCUUGUUGCCUUCUUAGUGGUCAAAUAGUUUGUGUAAUAUUGCUGUAGUAUACCAUCACUGAAUAACUCAUCGGGACAAUGAAAUGAAACAAGUCUUGCAUGAACGGUUUGUCUAUUUCUACUUUCAAUUCUUCAUUUGUCACAAUGUGUAAUAUAAGAACAGGUUCUUCACUAAAAGAUCUAUUCCUGGAAAUAAGACAUGCAAUGCUGUAUCUUCUACUAGUUAUAAACACAGCCACACACAGGACCUUGACCACAAAUAUUCUAUAGAGGGUCACGAAUUAUGUCUUCUAGGAAAGAACAUCAUGUUUGACCAGUAAAGUGGGUGUAGGCGGUGAAGAUGUUGCUUUCUUCCAUUAACUAAAUGGACCAGCUUGACAGCAUAGUUCAAUAAUAGCCCUGCUUAUCUGUUGAUUCUUCGGAAUAAUCAUGAACCAGAACAUUGACAUUGUUUGCAGAUCCCUCAUCAAGUCCUCCGAAUAAAGUUUUGGUUAUAAUAAGGGCCCUUUUACAUGGGCCAAUGUGCUGUGUAAAUGAGUGGUCCUUGUUCUGCGGCCCGUUAAAUUCAUCUUUGUUGGCUGCAUAUCACCUGUUUACACAUGGCAGUGUGUGGCCGAUAACAAUGAUUUAGGAUAAUGUUUGAGUUUAAAUGGGCCUUAAAUCUUGAGCUGUGAUGCUGCGACAAUUGAUUUAUAAACCUGAGAUCUGCCCAAACUGUGAAAAUCUCUAAAGCUAUGCACCUUACAUAUGCUACCAAUGGCAUAUUAAUUGCACUAUUGUAAAAGCACAGGUGAAGAUGACAUUGACCUGAUGCUACUCACAUUGGGGGGGGAGGGGGCACUAAUCUCUGGGGACAGUAACCCAUUCUGGCCCAGCUCUAGAAAUCAUUUCUUUUAAUAAUCAAUAGCACUAGGUCUCCUCUGACCUCCUAACUCUUAGUAGACCUAUAUAGUCAUAUACUAUGAGAACUCUUAGUAAACUACUUUAUUAUGAAAGCAAAGUUGCACUAUUAUUGUGAAAUUGUUAAUGUAAAAUGAAUGCUAGAUUAUUCUACUAGAUGCACUAUAUUAUUAUAUUAUCAUAAUGGACCAAAAUUGUAACAGAUUUUUUCUUUGUCAUCAGUAAAGCAGCUGACAUCCAUUGUGUGACAUUUGUACACAAAGAAGCCAAAUAGAAUUACUUAUUCCUGCGCACAAUCUGACUACUAUGCAAACGCAAAAUAGAAAUUACCGUAUUUUUCGUCGUAUAAGACGCACUUUCUCUUCCCCAAAUCUGGAGGGAAAAAGUUGGUGCGUCUUAUACGGCGAAUACACCCCUAUUGCGGCGGUCCCUGCGGCCAUCAACGGCCGGGACCAGCGGCUAAUACAGGACAUCACCGAUCGCGGUGAUGCCCUGUAUUAACCCUUCAGAUGCGGCGAUCAAAGCUGACCGCCGCGUCUGAGGGGAAAGUGACACUAACCGUUCAGUCGGGCUGU